GUCGGACAAGGACCACGACACUCCAUAUAUUUGUCAUCCCCCCCGAAUUCUGACACUCCUCCUUGUCUUUGCACUCUCCCAAUGGCCCAAGAUAACCAAGCUUCUUCUGCUAAAAAGAAAAAAGUUGCUGUCAUUGGAGCUGGUGUUAGGUACUGGAGCUUUAGUGAUGUAGGAGGAGGGGACAAUAGAGAUUAUUAUCUCUUCUUCAUAUGUUCCUUUCAGAAAAUAUUACGAGUCGAUAAGAGCUACAAGCCCACUUUGGGCUAUCUGCAGCGUACAAGUUGAAACAGCAUGGGUUACAAGUAACAGUGUUUGAAGCUGAUGGCAGAGCUGGAGGGAAGUUAAGAAGCAUUUCCCAUAAUAGUUUAGUAUGGGAUGAGGGAGCAAACACCAUGACUGAAAGUGAUGCAGCUGUUGGCUUUUUGCUUGACAAUCUUGGACUUAGGGACAUGCAACAAUUUCCUCUUUCACAGCACAAACGGUAUAUAGCCAAGGGUGGGGUGCCUGUACCAAUUCCAUCAAAUCCACUAGCAUUUAUCAAAAGCAAUCUUCUUUCUACAGGGUCUAAGCUUCAAAUGUUGUUUGAACCAUUUCUGUGGAAGAAUCGAGCUUCAAAGGGGUCUGACAAGGUGGACAGCGUUGGGGCUUUCUUUCAGCGUCAUUUUGGUCAAGAGGUUGUUGACUAUCUUGUUGAUCCUUUUGUCGCCGGAACAAGCGGUGGAGAUCCAGAAUCACUUUCUAUGCGCAAUGUGUUUCCGGAGUUAUGGAAUCUUGAGAAAAGAUUUGGCUCAGUGAUAACUGGUGCUAUUCAGUCUAAAUUAUCCUCUAAAAAGGAAAAUAAAGGUGGAAUGGGCUCUUCAUCCCAGAAGAAAAGGAGCAGGGGCUCUUUUUCAUUCCUUGGGGGUAUGCAGACACUCACCAAUGCAAUAUGCAAUAAACUGAGCGAAGAUGAACUAAAACUUCAAUCCAGGGUGUUGGAAUUAUCUAGUAAUUGCAGUGAGAAUCCUGUGAUGGAUAGCUGGUCGAUUUCUUAUGAAUUGGCAGGUCAAGAACGUUCCGUUGAGAAGACAUUUGAUGCAUUAAUAGUGACAGCUCCACUUUCAGAUGUUAAACAAAUGAAGAUUAGCACAAGAGGAAACCCAUAUUCGUUAGACUUUGUUCCAGAGGUUACCUAUUUACCAAUGUCUAUUAUUAUCACCACAUUUAAGAAGGAGAAUGUGAAACGACCGCUUGAAGGUUUUGGAGUUCUUGUACCUUCAACAGAGCAACAAAAUGGUUUGAAGACUUUAGGCACCCUUUUCUCUUCUAUGAUGUUUCCAGAUCGUGCACCCAAUGAUGUUUACCUGUACACUACAUUUGUUGGAGGAAGUAGGAAUCCACAACUUGCCAAAGCUUCAAGGGAUGAAUUAAAGCAAGUUGUGACCAAUGAUCUCAGACAGCUAUUGGGUGCAGAAGGAGAACCUGCCUUUUUGAACCACUUUUAUUGGAGUAAAGCCUUUCCAUUGUAUGGGCAUAACUAUGAUUCAGUUAUUAACGCAAUUGACAAGAUGGAAACAGACCUCCCAGGUUUAUUUUAUGCUGGCAACCACAAGAGUGGAUUAUCAGUUGGGAAAGCAAUCUCAAGCGGGUGCGAAGCAGCUGAUCUUGUGAUGUCAUAUCUGGCAUCUUGUUCUGAUGUCGGGGCUAAUCCUUGACUAGGAUGGCCUUCAGCGAUGCCCAUUGUUACUCAGUAGGGAGAUGACACAAAUUUUGGCUGGUUGUAGCCAUGAGAGAAGUUGAACAAAGUUGAAGGGUGGACCAUAGAAUAAACAUGGAUGAUAUUAGUAGAUUGUUUUACAAAAACCCGCCAUCAGCUGGUGACUGGACGUACAGUUAUAUAUCACAAAGCCUAUUUUGACUA
Andrographis paniculata is the source of this 1900-nucleotide messenger RNA. RefSeq names its product protoporphyrinogen oxidase, mitochondrial. Gene Ontology annotation, molecular function: protoporphyrinogen oxidase activity, oxygen as acceptor. The record is from RefSeq and is a predicted model, not a curated record. Gene Ontology annotation, cellular component: mitochondrial inner membrane. Gene Ontology annotation, biological process: heme biosynthetic process. Bases 393 to 1694 code for a protein of 433 amino acids. Lineage: Eukaryota; Viridiplantae; Streptophyta; Magnoliopsida; Lamiales; Acanthaceae. The transcript is spliced from 19 exons.